AUGCCUCUGAAUGAUGAUGGCUUCAACAAUAAGCCACCGGCAUCAUCAUUCAGUAGCAGCCAUGAUCGAGAUCAUGAUGAAUCACUGAACACUCCACCUAGUCGAGUAUUCCGUCCAAUGAUUUCCUUGUUGGGCAACAGCAACAACAAUACUCAAAGGAUGAUUGAAUCUUCAUCAAACAAUUUCAAUAACUCUCCGUCGGGUUUCAUGAAUGAAAAAGCCUUGAUGAAUAAUAAUUUUCAUCUUCAUCAUCAACAACAUUCAUCUGACCAUUUCUGUUUAAAACAUGUUAACAACAAGCUUGAUGUACCUUCUCCAACCACAACUCUACGACGACAACAUGUGGGUAGCUCUCCGAAGAGAAACCGAACCAUGGUACCGAGUACUCCCGAGAACAAAGCCAGUCCGAUUUCCAUACAUUCCAACUCUCCCUUCACACCACUGGCAUCUCCUCCAAGAUCCAUAACAUGUGCUGCCUCUACAAACGUGUUGUCAAGCACAUUCCACAUGUUGAAAUCAACUCCAGUCGCUUCGUCUGCCUCUCGUGUGGAAAGUGUCAGUAUUUGCAUGACACCAUCCUUGUCCUCAUCUCAGAAUCUAUUCCAACAAAAACUUGAGCCAAACACAAUAUCACAUCAUCACCACAACCACCAAUCAGCAAACACUGAUAACAGCACCAACAUUGUGGCCUUUCUAUUCAUGUACAGUUCUAAAGAUUCUCUUCAAAAUUUUGAAAGAGCCUUUCCCUUGUGGAGUGGCAGAACCUUAAUCUCAAGAAAAAACCAAGAAUAUUUCUUGGCAGCCCAAAAUAAUAGAAAACGCAUGAAAGAUGUGUUACCACCAUACGAUCGUUGUAUAUGUAUCAAUAGCCCAUCAAUUUCCAAAAUACAUGCUCUUAUUGAAAUAUCAGAGGGCGAAUUUUCGUUUCUCGAAGAUUUGAAUUCUAGAAAUAGGACGGUCAUUGUUGAAAAGUCAGAGAAAAAGAAACGACAUAUCAACAUUCAAUCGAGAAGGCUCUACCAAUUGAGAGAUGAUAAUUUUAUUCUGUUGGGAAAUAUUAUUUGUAAAUUCAAGUUAUGUACAGAGAUGGAUGAAACUAUGAAGAACCUUGCCUUGAAUUCACACUUGAAGCUCAAUGAAAAUGCAUGCACGAGAAAAUCGCCCAAACAGCUACCAGUACCACCUCAAAAUGGCUCUUCUAAAUUAUUAUUUCGACCACCAUCUGCGACGUUUCCCUCUCCCAGUAAGAAAACGUUGCUAAUGAACAAGAAAAUCAAUAAUGGUGUCGUAAGCGCUGUUACUACAUCACCGACUGAAAAAAAAUCUUCUGAGAUAUUGGUACCGGCAACACCUGAAAUGACAAACUCGUCUCAAACCCAUAACACAAACGACACAUUGGACAAACAAGCAAUAUCAUCAUGUCGCAACGAUUCAAGCAACAAUAUUAUUAAGGAACUCCACAAACCUGAGAAUAAUAAUCAAACAAGACAUUUUGUGCCUCCAACCAAUUUUGUCUUAAAGAAAAAGUCCAUGAGUAAUACAGAUGAGAAAGAACAAACUUGUCAAAAAGUAUUGGUUUUUGAGACGCCAGUGAAAUCAUUAGAAAAUGGGACCAAGUCGACGGAUGGUGUCACAAUUUUCCAAACACCAUCAAGCUCCUCCUCUUAUGGCACUCCACAAACCACCAAUGAGAGUACUACAAUGAAGAAUUUUUCUGACACGAAGGUUCUUUUAUCAAACGAUCAUCAGUACAACAAUGAAGACCUCUGCAAAGAUGAGGACUUGAUUGACCUACAACUGGAUGAUAUUGACCUCUCUUUCUUAUCAAGCCAACAAGAAAUGACACAACAGAAACAACCACAACAGCAGAAUCCAGAACCCUCAACUUCUACAUUUAACAUUAGCAACUCUUCACAGUUUGACGAUAUUGAGGAGGAGGAGCUUGAUGAUCAAGAGGAAUCACAGGCCAACCAGUCAUUGUACAAUAAUCCAAAAAAGCGUGUCAAUGAAGAGGACACUUUGCUAAACGAACAUGAUCAUGAAGGCAUAGUUUCCACAGCAGAACCGCUCAAUGAUGCGAGAAGGUCGAAAAAGAAAAAGUACAAAAAGAGUGACCAUCAACAUCCUCAUAUACUCUUUACAGGAAUUCAACCUACUGAAGCAAAUUUGAGAGCCAUUGAAAGGCUGGGAGGUGUUCUUAUUGAAGACGCCUAUACAGAACUUCUCGAAUCACGGCUCACUCAUUUGAUUACUGACAAAUUGCGAAGAACUGUCAAGUUUCUUUGUGCCUUAGGAAGCUGUCCUAAUAUUGUCACAAUCGAUUGGCUUGAGCAGAGUACAAAAACCAAAUACUUUAUCGACGAAGAAGGCUUUUACUUGCACGACGUGGAGGGAGAAGAAAAAUUCAACAUUUCUCUUAUUGAAGUAUUGAAUAGAAGAGAUAGAGCUCCACACAAACUCUUUCACGGAAUGGCCUUUUUCCUUACUUCUAACAUUCUUCCAAAACCAGACGAAAUGAAACUGAUCAUUGAAUGUAAUGGAGGUUCUGUUCUUUCCACCCUCAGUUCCCUCAAAUGUGAGUUAGGAAUGAAUAAGAACGUAUUUGUAAUAACCUGUGAGAAAGAUUACAAGUAUUGUACUUCAACCUUGUCACCAAUUUUUGAAGAUUUUGACUUGAAUUGUGUUGAACACUUUUUCAAUAGCGAGUUUGUGAUGGCUUCAGUUGUCCGUCAAGAGAUCAUCAACAAUGAAUUGACCCAAUUCGAAUCCAUGCAGAAAACAUCCAUCAAAUCCAAAAGGAAAUAG
Messenger RNA from Naegleria lovaniensis, 2805 nucleotides. RefSeq lists its product as uncharacterized. Gene Ontology annotation, molecular function: protein binding. The record is from RefSeq and is a predicted model, not a curated record. Lineage: Eukaryota; Heterolobosea; Eutetramitea; Acrasida; Naegleriidae. Bases 1 to 2805 code for a protein of 934 amino acids. The transcript has 3 exons.